AGCAUGCUCGCUUUUUGCCUCCUGGUGGCCCUGCUCUGCCCGGGACGCAAGCCGGGCGCUUGGGGAGCCGGCCCGGAGCCGCGCAGAGCCGCGGCGGCGGCGGCGGGCAGCGAGCCGUGGUGCCCCUACAAGGUGCUGAGCGAGGGCGGCCCGGGGCGCCUCUGCUUCCGCAGCCCGGCGCGGGGCUUCCAGUGCGCGCCGGAGCGCUGCACGGCCCACCGCUCGCCCGGCCGCGCCCUGCUGGCCAACGUGCUCCACAACGGCAGCGUCCUGCUGCAGUGGGGCUGGCCCCCCGCGCCGGCCGAGGGCCUGCCCCCGCUGCGCGGCUUCGCGCUCUCCUGCUCGUGGGAAGGCGCCUACACGCGUUUCCAGUGCGACAGCGUGCGGCUGGGCACCGCCUGCCGGGACUACCUGCUAGCCGACGCGCACGGCAGCGUCCGCUACCGCCUCUGCCUGCAGCCCCUCUUCGCCGCCUCCAACCGCAGCGGCGGGCCCGAGCCGCCCGCCGGGCCGUCCGAGUGCGUCGAGUUCACCGUGGAGCCGGCCGGCAUGCGGGACAUCGUCAUCGCCAUGACGGCCGUCGGGGGCUCCAUCUGCGUCAUGCUGGUGCUCAUCUGCCUCCUGGUGGCUUACCUGACCGAGAACCUCACGCCCGCCUCGGCCAAGCGGGGCAACUGAGUCAGCGGCAGCCCUCCGAGGGCGGCUCGGGGACUCCCCGCGAGGCGGCCGGCCAGACCUCCUCCUGCCUGCCCUGGCAGCAAGC
Molecule: messenger RNA, 763 nt
Organism: Candoia aspera
Lineage: Eukaryota; Metazoa; Chordata; Lepidosauria; Squamata; Candoiidae
Gene: FNDC10
Product: fibronectin type III domain containing 10
Exons: 1
Coding region: 4-678 (224 amino acids)
Source: RefSeq, a predicted model, not a curated record